Molecule: messenger RNA, 2261 nt
Organism: Papaver somniferum (opium poppy)
Lineage: Eukaryota; Viridiplantae; Streptophyta; Magnoliopsida; Ranunculales; Papaveraceae
Exons: 2
Coding region: 1190-1975 (261 amino acids)
Source: RefSeq, a predicted model, not a curated record
UGGAUUCACUCGUUCUUAUGUGUGUAAAUAAGGCUGAAAUUAGUGGUGAUAGGAAGUUAAUUGAUAAAAUGUCUGAGUGUAAAGCUAUUACAUUCAGUAUUGUUGGAGUUGAUUUCCUCUGGCAACUCAUAGUGGAUAGAGUAUUCGAUCGUGGGAAAGAAAUUCAACUUCUGGGAAGGUAUUCUAAAUUUUCUGUGGGUUUCAAAUUGUGGGAUAGACACUAUAGGAGACUUGUUCAUGAGAUGAUUAGCAAAUACGGUUAUCAACCAGAUGUGUUGUUUAGUGUAACAAUUACUUGUCUGUUAAUUACUGGUGGAUUUACUGAUCCUGCUUUGGUGUUAUUUCGUAUAAUUAUUGAGAGUAGCUAUGAAAACCUUGCAAUCUCAAAGGAUUUAAACGUUCUCGACAGAAAAUUGAAUCAUAAGAACUGUGUUACUCUUUUUUCUAUUUCUGCUCGUUCAUUAUUCGACCGAGGAAGAGAGAUUGAGCUCGGUUUAAGAACUUCUUAUCUUACUAAAUGUGCUGAAAUUAUAUAUCAAACUGACGUAUGCUUGAAUUUGUGGGCUGGAUACUAUAGAUUUUCUGUUCCAGCAGAGUUGAUUCAUGAACAGGGUUACUGUUCAGACUCAGGGUAUAGUGGUGUUUGCUUCUCUCUUUACCUUGUUUACACUCGUUCCAUAUUUGAUCGCGAAAAGGGUUUUGAUAGAUCGAUUUUUACGAAUCAUUACAAUGGAAAAUUUAAUUAUAUACUGGCUCUUAAUCAUGGGCAUGGAUUAGAAUUGUUGUAUGCGACUUCGACUGUGCCUGGAAUUAUUAGUGAUAGUGCUACUUGUUAUGACAGUACAGUGUGUAUAGAAAUAUUUCAAAGGAUUUGGAUAACCAAGAUUCUGUGGAAGGGAGUGGUUGAAACUGCGCAGGCUUAUCACCUAUUUAGUACAAUGUCUCAACGGAGUACUGUAUACUGUACUUCUGGGGUAACUCAAGUCAUAAAGCGGUGCGCGGCUGAUAAGACACAAGUAUGGUUUGGUAAAACGCAUGGUACUAUUCUAUGGAGUUGUUGUGUAAGUGCAGAUUUCUUAUGUUUGCAGCUCACAGAUAGGUUACCUACAGGUGUUAAUCGCCUCCAUGUUCAAUCAAUGAAGCUUCUUCUUAACGCAAAAGAGAAAUAUGAUGUCUUGACAUUCUUGUGAUGAGUUUAGCAGGUAACAUUAGAUUUCUUUCACUCAAUACGGCAGUUACAGUCUAUCAUGGUGUUUGUAGAGUGCAAACUCAAGCUUCUCCUUCUCAUGUGUUGCUGCCUUGGGAUGCUUGUGGAAAUUGUUUUGCUCGCCUGCUUAUGAGAGCUCAUACUCCAGCUGUUACUGUGUCUAUACACUGGUUUCAUAUCUUGAAUUUAAAUGAUGACUUUGUGGAUUUCCCUGUUUCUUCUCUUGUGAAACCGGUGUGUGGCUCUGAAUUCUCGUGGGUGGUGUAUCAACCAAUGAUGGUUUCUACCAAGUUGGAGUUCUUUGCAACGAUGAGUGGCAUCAAGGUCUUUCUUGUGGUGUCUCAGUUUCUACAUGUGUUGCUCCGGGUCGCUGCUGCGGCAACUACUCUGUUUGUUCACCUGCCUGUUGUGCUGGCACAGGACAGUCACUGGACAAUAUUCCUCUUCGUUACAGUACAUUCUAAUGCUCCAUUAUAUUGUGUACUGAUGAGUAUUCUUAAGGAUGGUUGGGAUUUAACUGGGUCACCAAGUACCCUUGUCACCGCGACUUAUGUUUUCAAAUUCUUCACAGUAUUCAAGAAUGCAGUAAUGAGAUAUAUUGAGUUCCUCGAGCUGUUGAAGGUUACCGUAUGGGUUUCAGUCAAGAAAUCUAUUCGUGGUCAAUUCCUGGGGGCUCCAGAGUUCAAGCAACUUCAAAAAGGGGUAAUACGCACUGUACUGGUUCGGAGUGGAGCUACCUGGAGGAUUGAUGAUAUAUUGCAUCGAUGAUGUACACAUCGGCAAUCUGGGUUAUUGGACAUGUGGUUUCCUAUUCAUACCUCAGCAGCCAAGAGUGAUGCUUCAAGUGGUGUUUUUAUUAGUGCUUACCAAGCUGUGCAAAUGAUGUCAGGUCUACUGCUUGAUUGUAAGGCAGAAUGUAAGACCAGCUGUACACCUUCCACUUUCCACCUUUCACAUAGAUGGUCAGAUUAUUACUAGGGUUGAUGUAAUAGUUCGGGACAUUACAAGGCAUUUACUAAGCAUCACGACUGUAGUUGCAAUAAAUCCUAUACUA